Molecule: messenger RNA, 348 nt
Organism: Bactrocera tryoni
Lineage: Eukaryota; Metazoa; Arthropoda; Insecta; Diptera; Tephritidae
Product: larval cuticle protein 9-like
Exons: 2
Coding region: 1-348 (115 amino acids)
Source: RefSeq, a predicted model, not a curated record
AUGAAGUUCCUUAUUGUAUUCGCCUGCCUUUUGGCCAUCGCCUUCGCCAACGAGGAAGCCAAUGUACUUAGAAGCGAGCAAGAAGUUGAGCCCGAUCGCUUUAACUAUGUACUUGAACUCGACAAUGGUGUGCUCCUAGAGCAGCAAGGUCGUUUGGAGGGUGAUGAUGUCUGGACGGUGGAUGGCUCUUUCAAAUUCAUCUCGCCAGAAGGUGAAGAAGUCGGUUGGACCUAUAAUGCCGAUGAUACUGGUUUCCAUCCCGAUCCAAACAGCAAGUGGAUCCAUCCUAUCCCUGAGCACAUCAUCAAGUCCAUUGAGUACAUUAAGAAUCAUCCAAGCCAAGAAUAA